Molecule: messenger RNA, 822 nt
Organism: Archocentrus centrarchus (flier cichlid)
Lineage: Eukaryota; Metazoa; Chordata; Actinopteri; Cichliformes; Cichlidae
Product: ferritin, middle subunit-like
Exons: 4
Coding region: 188-718 (176 amino acids)
Biological process (GO): iron ion transport; intracellular iron ion homeostasis
Cellular component (GO): cytoplasm
Molecular function (GO): ferric iron binding; ferrous iron binding
Source: RefSeq, a predicted model, not a curated record
CUUUGAGGAGUUCUUGCUUCAACAGUGUUUGAACGGAACUUCUUCUCUUCGCCCCGAUUUCCAUUUCAUCUACUUUGCUUUCUGGAAGCCAAAAAUCCUUUUCUACUUGAACACUACAGAUAAAGUCGACGCUAAGCUUUAUUUUUGUAUCUUUUAUUAAUAAAACGCACAAAAACCAUCAGCCGAAAUGGAAUCCCAGGUACGUCAGAACUACCACACCGACUGCGAGGCCGCCAUCAACCGGAUGGUCAACAUGGAGCUGUUUGCGUCUUACACCUACACUUCUAUGGCCUUCUACUUUGACCGUGAUGAUGUGGCCCUGCCAGGAUUCUCCCACUUCUUCAAGGAGAACAGCCAUGAGGAGAGGGAGCAUGCUGAGAAGCUGCUGUCCUUCCAGAACAAGAGAGGAGGGCGCAUCGUCCUCCAGGACAUCAAGAAACCUGAGCGUGACGAGUGGGGCAGUGGGCUGGAGGCCAUGCAGUGUGCUCUGCAGCUGGAGAAGAAUGUCAACCAGGCUCUGCUGGACCUGCACAAGCUGGCUUCUCAACUUAAUGACCCACAUAUGUGUGACUUCUUGGAGAGACACUACCUGGAUGAGCAGGUGAAGGCCAUCAAGAAGCUGGGUGACCACAUCACUAACCUCACCCGCAUGGAUGCCCACAAAAACAAGAUGGCAGAGUACCUGUUUGACAAGCACACUCUGGAUGGAAAGAGCUAAAUGCCAAGACCUAGAAGUGAUCCUGGAGCAAAAAUGUUAACAACGCAGGCUUUUAACUAAACACACUUCUGCUCCAGCUGUUUCACUGAGAAUAAUUUCUUUCC